AUGUCCUUCUCAUUUGGCUUCUCCGGAGACGACAUAGACCACGACAUCGAUCAGUCUCAAACACAAACCAUCACAACCCAAAGCCAACCUCCAGCAUCAUACAGCGCCUUCCCCGUCGCCGGCAAGCCCCAGCUCCCAGCCACUCUCCACAGCCUCUCCGACUUCCUCUCACAGCUGCCCUCCAAGCUCGCCUACGAUCUGCUCGACAUUGACGUUGCAGACGACGGCGCCAGUGAAACUCGCCUGCGGUUGCCUCGCCGCGAGCUCUGGGAUGUAAGAGUGCAGCUCAUGGCCGAGGACGACGAGGUGGUCAAUGGCGAGGAUCGGGUCGACGACGGUGGGCUGGGCAAGCAUGAUGUCAAGACGGGCAUCUAUGAAGGCGGUUUCAAGAGCUGGGAGAGCAGCAUUGAUCUCGUCAAGGUGCUUGCCGCUCAGGACGAGCUCACAGCCGCUCAACAAGCUUCAUCUCUUCGUGUAGUCGAGCUGGGUUGUGGAACUGCUCUUCCCUCUCUUGCAAUGUUCACCUGGAUCAUGCAAAGGCAAUCACGCAACCAAUGGCAACAAAAUCCCUGCUCAUUCGUCCUGGCCGACUACAACCCAUCUGUCCUCCGCCUCGUCACUCUGCCCAACUUUGUCCUCGCCUGGGCCCUCCACAACACUCACAACCCAGCCCUCCAAGACGCCUUCAACAUCGAAGGCGAGCUUGAACUGUCCCCCGAGAUAAUCCAAGCCUUCGAGCAGUUCCUCUCGUCCAGCGGCAUUCACCUGUCCUUCAUCUCCGGAGCCUGGUCCCCCGAGUUCAUCAGCUGCCUGUACCAUCUACCAGCCUUCUCAUCGGGCCUGCCAGCGCCAAUCACGCUCAUGGUGGGCGCAGAGACCAUCUACUCUCCAUUUGCGCUGCAGGCAUUCACGCAAACAGUCUUUACCAUCCUUGAACGAGAGCGGGGUUCGGGUGCUACAGCAGCUGCAUAUGUAGCUGCCAAAAGACUAUACUUUGGAGUCGGCGGCUCACUGGACGACUUCAUCGAGGCGGCCCGCUCAAAGGGCGCCACUGUUUCAGAGCUAAGAGAGGAGAGCGAGGGUGUACGACGUGGCGUUGUUCACUGCAUCCUGCAGAAGUCAUGA
Messenger RNA from Trichoderma aggressivum f. europaeum, 1125 nucleotides. RefSeq lists its product as uncharacterized. The transcript has 2 exons. NCBI's taxonomy places the organism in Eukaryota, Fungi, Ascomycota, Sordariomycetes, Hypocreales, Hypocreaceae. Gene Ontology annotation, molecular function: protein-L-histidine N-tele-methyltransferase activity. Gene Ontology annotation, biological process: peptidyl-histidine methylation, to form tele-methylhistidine. The record is from RefSeq and is a predicted model, not a curated record. Bases 1 to 1125 code for a protein of 374 amino acids.